AGUAUACCUACUGCACGCGUUUUUAACCUUGCGCAAUGAGUCGAUUUAUUAAUAAAAGAGAAAAAGACGAAUUGGUAAUUGAAUUGGUCAAAAGCAACAGGUAAAUAUAUGAUGCCAGUGAUAAGAAUUACAAAAACAAUAUUGAAAAACACAAAUGUUGGGAAAAAAUAAGUGAAAUGAUUGAUAUGUCAGAAUGCAAAAAACGUUGGAAAAGUCUUCGAGACCAAUACAACAAAAAGAAAAAAGAUUAUAUAUAUUAUAUAACUGGAUCAGCAAGAGUAGAUACAAGUUGGGAAUACCGAACACUGAUGUCAUUUUUAUCAGACAGUGUACAUGAUAGACGGUAUGAAUUUUUUUAUUUCGUUAGAGUGAAAUAUUAUCGAACAGCUAGUUAA
Acanthoscelides obtectus is the source of this 395-nucleotide messenger RNA. The record is from the annotation of a GenBank genome assembly. Lineage: Eukaryota; Metazoa; Arthropoda; Insecta; Coleoptera; Chrysomelidae.